Ilex paraguariensis (yerba mate) is the source of this 181-nucleotide messenger RNA. The record is from the annotation of a GenBank genome assembly. Lineage: Eukaryota; Viridiplantae; Streptophyta; Magnoliopsida; Aquifoliales; Aquifoliaceae.
AUGAACCUUUUUGGUGUUCUCAAGUAUAAGAAGAUGGGAGAGGACUUUGUUCGUGAUUCUGGUCUUCCGUUUACCAUAAUCAGAGCUGGUAGGUUGACAGAUGGCCCCUACACAUCAUACGAUCUUAAUACUCUGCUCAAAGCUACAGCUGGUGAACGUCGUGCAGUUGUUAUAGGACAAG